UCCCGGCUCCGUUUUCCCAAUUGACUGCAAUCAUGAUCAAAUUUUAAGACGCUACUCUCGAUCAAGCUUUAUCCACAGGUCUUCUCUUUCUUCCUUCCACAAUCCAUCCAGCGUCUAGCAGAAACCCUUGAUUGUAUUUUUCUGUUCCGGACUACAUGGUGUUGUUUGAGCUAGGUCAUUAUUUUAUUUUCUUUUACUUUUGAAAAGGAGUGCUUUUCCCAGAUUACCGUUCCUUUGUAUGAUAUGGGAGGGCCACUACAAUUGUGGAAUGGGAGACUGGUCACGCUUCUGCUGUUGAUGCCAGGAGUUCUGGGUUGGGGAGAUGAAGGCCACUAUGCGAUUUGUAAAAUAGCGGAGGAGUAUCUUAGUGAAGAUGCUCUAUUUGCAGUGAAACAGUUGCUUCCUCAUUCUGCUGAAGGUGAUUUUGCUGCAGUUUGCUCUUGGGCUGAUAAGAUUCGGUUCCAUUACCACUGGAGUAGUCCUUUACAUUAUGUUGACACUCCAGAUUUCAAAUGUAACUAUAAAUACUGCAGAGACUGCCAUGAUUCUUAUGGACAUAAAGAUAGAUGUGUGACCGGAGCGAUAUACAACUAUACAAUGCAACUCAAAUCAGCUUAUGCAGGCAAUAAUUCUGAUUUAAGAUACAAUUUGACUGAGGCACUUAUGUUCUUGUCACAUUUUGUUGGGGAUGUCCAUCAGCCCUUGCAUGUUGGUUUCACCGGGGACCUUGGUGGGAACACUAUAAUAGUUCGUUGGUACCGCAGGAAAACAAAUCUUCAUCAUGUAUGGGAUACCAUGAUUAUUGAUUCUGCUCUAAAACAAUUCUAUAGCUCAGACCUUUCAACUAUGAUACAAGCCAUCCAAACUAACAUUACACAAACUUGGUCCAAUGAUUUAUCAAGCUGGGAAGACUGUGCAAAUAACUACACUACUUGUCCAGAUCGGUAUGCUUCUGAGAGUGUGAGUUUAGCAUGCAAAUUUGCUUACAGGAAUGCAACGCCAGGAAGCACUUUGGAAGAUGAGUACUUCCUUUCUCGGCUUCCUAUAGUGGAGAAAAGACUGGCUCAGAGUGGCCUGCGGUUGGCUGCAACCCUAAACCGCAUAUUUGCUUCUCAGACCAGAAUUGUUCAAAGCUUAAAGAUACACGGGGACAUUGGCGUUUCUUAGUGUAUUAUUCCCCACAAUGAUGUGUACUUUAUGUAAAUUAAAGGCAGCAACAAAUCUUAUCUCACUAAAUGAGAUCGGUUACAUAAAUUGUGUAACAUCAUUGUCUUCUGUAUUAUUCAUCAUGAAAUCAUGUAAAUCAGAUACCAAUGGUAUCAGAUGUUUCUGAUUUA
Prosopis cineraria is the source of this 1337-nucleotide messenger RNA. Its product is annotated as endonuclease 4-like. Gene Ontology annotation, molecular function: endonuclease activity; nucleic acid binding. The record is from RefSeq and is a predicted model, not a curated record. Gene Ontology annotation, biological process: DNA catabolic process. The coding region runs from base 244 to 1167 and encodes 307 amino acids. The transcript is spliced from 9 exons. NCBI's taxonomy places the organism in Eukaryota, Viridiplantae, Streptophyta, Magnoliopsida, Fabales, Fabaceae.